CUCUACGUAAGCAUAGGCCUUUGCUCAAUUUUUCGGUUCGAGCUACUCAUUUAAGAUUACAGACUUCUUAAAGCGGUAUACCUCCACCAUUUGUCAGAGCAUCGUCAAAUAGUUUCCAUGGGCAAAAGUAAUCAGUCACUGUGGCCUUCGAGCUAAUAAUUGGACUGGAUAAUCCUAUCUUUACUUUAGAUUUCAGCACAGCUGUACACACAUUUGUACAGCUUUAAACAAUAGUUAAAAAUAAAAACAAUCUGGUCGUCUGCGUAAAAGUAAAAAUUGUUGGACAUACUACAUUAAAGAUAUAAGUAUAAUGUUCGUAAUAUAUAUUUGGUAAAGUUUCAAGAGAAAUAACUGCAGUUACACAAGAUGUAUCGAACAUUGGUGACGUGUUCAAUAAGGAAAAUCAUUGUCAAUCCCGUAAAAUUAUACCACAAUAAAUCCGAUUGCCAUGUGACAGUACCCCAGGGUAAGAUGAGAGGUAAAGUGUGCAGUACUCCGUGUGGUAAACAGUACUAUAGCUUCGAAGGCAUACCCUACGCUAAACCACCCUUGGGGCCUCUCAGAUUUAGGGAUCCUCAGAAACCUGAUAACUGGUCUGGAGUACUUGACGCAACGAAACCUGGAAACAAACCGGUGCAAAUAAAUCCUUAUAAGAAAUCUAUAGAAGGUUCAGAAGACUGCUUAUAUUUAAAUGUGUACACUCCAAUAUUGCCUGAUGAACAAAAACAAAGUCUUCCAGUACUGUUUUACUUAUAUGGUGGUAAUUUAUCCACGGGAUGCGGUCACAUAUAUCGCCCAGAUUUUUUAAUACGUCAAGACGUCAUCCUAGUCACAAUAAACUAUCGUCUCAAUAUUUUCGGCUUUCUUAACCUUGAAACAGCGGAAGUGCCCGGUAAUGCCGGUUUCAAAGAUGUCGCUAUAGCCCUAAGAUGGGUCAAACAAAACGUAAAACAUUUUAAUGGUGAUGCAAACAACAUUACAGGAAUGGGAGAAAGUAUAGGCGCAAUUAUGACUACAUUAUUAUUGAUAUCGAAGAUGACUCAAGGUAUAUUUAAAAGAAUAAUUGGUUUUUCAACAGCUAUAUCUGACAAAAUGAUGGGUGAUAAUCCUCUCGAAAGAGCAAAAGAUAUUGCUUCAAAUUUAGGAAAUAACAUAAAUAGCUCGGAAGAAAUAGAUAAUUUGUUUCGAAACGCAUCUCCUGAAGAUUUAUCUAAGGCUUUAAUAAAAUCAAUUUCUCGUGCAAAUAAAUAUGAUAUUCACAGCUUUGUACAGCCAUCAGUUGAAAAGGAAUUCGAUAAUGUGGAACCAUUUUUGGUUGAGUAUCCUCUACAGUCAUUAAGGACUAAUAAUUAUUCUCAAGUUCCAGCUCUUAUGAGUGUGGCAACCCACGAAUCUGCAUACUUUAUAACUCCUCGAUCCGGACAAUUUAAAUUUAAUAAAGAUAUAUUGAAAUUCGUACCGAAUCCUGCAUUAGAAGAUAAGGAUGCUGUACAAUUAUCGGAUAUGGAGAAACAGCUAAAAGAAUUGUACUUUCAAGAUAAAGAAAUCGGUCCUUCAACACUAGUCCAAUACUUAGAUCUAGUUUCAGAUAUGUAUGUUACCAGAGACAUAAUCUACACAGCAGACUUAUUUUCUAGAAACGACGAUUUCUAUUUUUGUAGAUUCGGAUACGAUAAAUCGCUUUUAAUGAAAAGUUUAGGAGUAAAAGGCGCUACACACAGCGAUAUCUUACAAUUUAUAUUUUACACAGAAAAGAAAAGAAACACUUUUAAUGAACAAGAUAUGAAAGUUGUUGAUAUGUUGACAGAGGCGUUGUGUAACUUCGCAAAAAGCGGAAAACCAACUUGGACGGGUCAGGAAAUAUCGUGGCCAUAUUACAAGAAAGAUGAAAGAUUAUGUUUAAAUAUUGGUGACAGAAUAAGCUGUGUCACAUUACCCGAACAUGAUAGGUAUACAAAACUAAUUAAUAUACUUAAACUGAAGCCGAAGAUACGACAAAACUAAAAAUACUCAAGACAAAUAAAGUUCGCAUAUUCUGCCACACAUAAUGGCGAGCAAUUUUGUCAUAGAAGGUAGAAUUUUAUUUAAAAGUUACAGUAACAUUAUAAGUGAUACAAUGAUUGUCAAGGUUGUCUUUUUUCAUCAAAUUCCGAAAAGAUAUUAUUCCGUUUCAAAUUAAUAUUAAUUAUAAAGUUUCACGCAAUUAAUAAUUAAUGGGUUUUUUUGAGUAGUGCAUUUGUGUUUUUGCUUCGUUUUUAGGUAUUGGUUUGAUGACUGAUAUAUUUAGCUGUUCAGGGAAGACAUCUUCUACUGUCUAUAAAUUAAUUUUGUAUGUCAGUGGAUCAAAUACGCGCGAUUUAAUUGUUUUGGUAUCAAAAUUAUUGGAUUGUGUAGAUUUUGUAUGUUUCAACGAUGUAAUAAUUUUCAUUGUUAUGUAUGUAUUGUAUGUUACUUUUUAGUAGGCAGUGAGAUAAAAUAUUCAUUAAAUAGGUUGCACAUUUAAUAUGGUGAUUCACAGUAUUAGUAUGAAAUACUUGAAAUAGCAUUUUCGUACGGAAUCGUUUCGUUCGUUCGUAUUUUCACUAAGGAAGAAUGGCCCUACUGUUUUUCUUAGUGGUUGCAUUGAAUCCGACGAUGUGUAGAGAAACUGUAAUUACUUCCAAAAACAAAAGUAUUGGCAACUUUUUACAUUAAGGGCCUGUUUCACAAUGUCCGGAUAAGUUCCAAAUAAGCUAUUUAUUAC
Molecule: messenger RNA, 2743 nt
Organism: Pieris rapae (cabbage white)
Lineage: Eukaryota; Metazoa; Arthropoda; Insecta; Lepidoptera; Pieridae
Product: esterase FE4
Exons: 4
Coding region: 367-2004 (545 amino acids)
Source: RefSeq, a predicted model, not a curated record